AAUUUUUCCACAUCUUUACUCGUUUUCUCACUUUAUGUUACUUGGCCUCCAAGAAGUGGGUCUUUGGGCUGUAAAACAACAACAAAAUAUUGUUACACUACAUUUCAAUGCAAUAGACACGCCUCUCUUAAGUUUUCAAAGUUUUUUGUUCUUCUUUCUUUUUAGCUCCAGCCACCUUUUGGGUAAGAGAUUGGAAGAGGUUUUCACUGCAGAAUAGCAAAGUUUGUCUUCUGGCUUUUGCUUUUCUCUAAGAGAGAGAGAGAGAGAGAGAGAGAGAGAGGAGAAGUGAAAAGGAAGAGGAUCAAACAUGGCAGGAGGUGGAGGUGGAGGUCCUGCACCACCCCCAAAACUGGAGGAGCUUCAGCCACAUCCAGUCAAAGAUCAGCUACCAAAUGUCUCUUACUGCAUUACCAGUCCUCCUCCUUGGCCUGAAGCUAUCCUACUAGGCUUCCAGCAUUACUUGGUGAUGCUUGGCACAACGGUUCUCAUUCCAACGUCUCUGGUUCCCCAGAUGGGAGGUGGAAAUGAGGAGAAGGCAAAGAUGAUUCAGACUAUACUUUUUGUUGCUGGUAUAAACACGUUAUUUCAAACAUUGUUCGGGACUCGUUUACCUGCAGUAAUUGGAGCGUCUUAUUCCUAUGUGCCAACGACCAUUUCGAUUAUCUUGGCUGGUCGAUAUAGUGACAUUGUGAAUCCACAGGAGAAAUUUGAGAGGAUAAUGCGUGGUACUCAGGGUGCCCUUAUUGUUGCCUCAACUCUCCAGAUUGUUGUUGGUUUCAGUGGCCUUUGGCGUAAUGUGGCCAGGUUCCUAAGUCCAUUAUCUGCUGUUCCUUUGGUAGCUUUGUCAGGCUUUGGACUAUACGAGUUUGGUUUUCCUGUGCUUGCAAAAUGCGUGGAGAUUGGGCUGCCACAACUCAUCAUUCUUGUUAUAUUGUCACAAUACAUUCCUCAUUUGAUGCAUGGGGAGAAGAAUGUGUUUAAUCGCUUUGCUGUUAUAUUCUCUGUGGCGAUUGUUUGGGUUUAUGCUCAUCUACUCACAGUUGGUGGGGCAUAUAAGAACACAGGACCGAAAACUCAAUUGACUUGUCGAACUGAUCGUGCUGGCAUUAUAGGAGGUGCUCCAUGGAUAAGAAUACCAUAUCCCUUUCAGUGGGGAGCCCCCACUUUUGAUGCUGGAGAGGCUUUUGCAAUGAUGGCUGCUUCAUUUGUUGCUCUUGUAGAGUCCACUGGUGCUUUCAUAGCUGUGUCAAGGUAUGCAAGUGCAACUCCCCUGCCGCCUUCUAUUCUUAGCCGUGGUGUUGGUUGGCAGGGAGUCGGCAUUCUUUUCUCUGGUAUAUUUGGAACUGGGAGUGGAUCAUCUGUAUCUGUUGAAAAUGCUGGUUUGUUAGCUUUGACACGUGUUGGCAGCCGAAGAGUUGUUCAGAUUUCAGCUGGAUUCAUGAUCUUCUUUUCUAUACUUGGAAAAUUUGGAGCUGUCUUCGCCUCAAUUCCAGCCCCAAUCAUUGCGGCUUUGUAUUGCUUUUUCUUUGCCUAUGUUGGUUCAGCAGGUCUCAGCUUACUUCAAUUUUGCAAUCUAAACAGUUUUAGGACGAAGUUUAUUAUAGGCUUCUCAAUUUUCAUGGGCUUUUCAAUCCCACAAUACUUCAAUGAGUAUACUGUUGUUAAUGGUUAUGGUCCGGUGCACACUAGAGCAAGAUGGUUCAAUGACAUGAUCAACGUACCCUUCUCGUCAGAACCGUUUGUUGCUGGUAUGUUGGCAAUUUUCCUAGACAUCACUCUGCAUAAGAAAGACAGUGCAACAAGGAAAGAUAGAGGCAUGCAUUGGUGGGAUAGGUUCCAGUCGUUUAAGACAGAUACAAGAAGUGAGGAAUUCUACCGUCUGCCUUUCAAUCUCAACAAGUUUUUCCCAUCAGUAUGAUAUCGAAAACACAGUAAUUGUGAAGCUGGUGUUCUCCAAUGGCCAAAUACUCUAAAUAUCUCUUUGUGGGUAUGACAUUAAUGCAUGAAUCUUGUUUUGUUCCCAUUAUAAAUGUCAACUCCAUGAAAGAAAACCUACAGUGUCUUUAACAUCAAAUCUUUGUGUUUCAAGGCACAAUUUGUUGCAGCGAUCCAUUUUUCCCAUAAAUCAUGAUCCUUGAAAUGGUAAAAACAUAACAUUAUACAUAUGUCUAUUGCAAUGUAGUAGCACAUUACUUAUUGAUUUAUAUUUUUUGGUUUUC
Messenger RNA from Ziziphus jujuba (common jujube), 2219 nucleotides. Its product is annotated as nucleobase-ascorbate transporter 6. The record is from RefSeq and is a predicted model, not a curated record. Bases 308 to 1918 code for a protein of 536 amino acids. Gene Ontology annotation, cellular component: plasmodesma; plasma membrane. Gene Ontology annotation, molecular function: transmembrane transporter activity. The transcript has 15 exons. Lineage: Eukaryota; Viridiplantae; Streptophyta; Magnoliopsida; Rosales; Rhamnaceae. Gene Ontology annotation, biological process: transmembrane transport.